UUAUGUACCAAUUCAAACAGAACGAUCAACCAAUCAGUUCUUUUUUUAUAAAUGAUCUAAUUAAACCUCGAGAGCACAAUGUGUACUCUAUUCUGAACAAUUACGAUGAAUGUAGUUCAUGUCAGUGCUACAUUAUUUCUGUUAAUUCAAUCGAUAUACUUGAAAGUCAACAUACCGGAAUGUAUCCAUCAAUUUUUUGGGAUAGCAAAAAUUUAGUGUUAAUAGUCGGGAACCAGUGCAGCGAUGCAUUCAAGGCACUGAAAUGGUUAUGGAAACGUCAGGCUAUCAAAUCAUAUUUCAUGUGCCCCGAUGAAUUCAACAACAAUACAGACAUCUAUAUGUUUAACCCUUACGGUGAUAGAGCGCCAAAGCUCUGGAGCAAAGUUGAGACAACAGACCGACCAUAUGAUCAAUGGACAGUCUACAAAAUGCCAUUUGUUAACGAUCAAAGUCUAUGUUCCAGUUUAACUUUUGACAAAACGGAGAAUUUAGAUGGUUACCAACUUCCAGUUGAGGGUUUCAAGUGGAUAAACUUCGACAAAAUAAAUUUUAAUGAAGAUGACAGAUCCAAAACAUUCUAUAUGAACAUUUUGACAAAAACAAUUCUUUUUUACAAGAAUAUAUUAUCGGCUAUGAAUGUCACCCCUAUAGCUUACAAGGAAAAUGCAACAUUUUUUGAGAUGAUGAAUGUAGGGGAUCCGCGACUACUCGAAUACGUUUCUUAUGGUCAAAUAUUUUUUCCUUUUUAUGAACAAAGUGGUUACGUUAUACUCACACAAAAACAAAGUUUAAUACCGACGAUCAGCCAAGUAGCCGAGAAAUUUUUUACUUAUCAGAAUAUAGUAAUGUCGUCCAUUGUUUUGGUAAUACUAUUCAUAAUAAUUCUGUUUAAUCACAAGUUUCAUUUCGGCGGAGUUGCUUUAGAUCUCUUGUCAUUUCUAUUGAAUGUGAGGUUAACGACUCCUAUAAAUCGGUUAUGGCUGCGAAUUACUUUCUUGAGUGCAACUUUAUUUGUUCUCAUUUUCAAUCCGGCGUUGCAGGGGCAACUGACUUCAAUAUUGACUCGACCAGAGUAUAGGAAUGUCCAAACCCUAAAAGAUCUUCGGGACAAUAAUUACCACGUCUACUGGUCUACGGUCGAUGAGUAUAAUGUAAUACUCGAUAGUCAGUUAUGGGAUGAAGAUUCUUUGAAUAAAUAUGUCCACCUGAUAAAUCUGGACGAACGAGAUUAUUGCAUAAAGAACGUUAGAAGUAAUUCUUCUAUGGCUUGUUUAAUUGACUUUUACUCACUUGAAGCUACAAACUUAGACUUACAUAUUUCAAAAGAGUUUUCUCAAAAAAUUCAUGUAUUUAUAACUAGUCCACAUUGGGCACUCAAUGAAAAAGCUCAAAAAAUAGCGAUGAAGUUGUUUGAAAGUGGUUUUUCGGAUUAUGCUCAAAAGCGUAAUUUAUAUAGAAUUUUGAUGAAGAGAAAAAUCAAAAUGGAUAAAAUUAAAGCAUUACGAGAUUAUGAGCAAUUAAAUCUCGAGGAUUAUGCGUUAGUCUACAUUGCGAUGACACUGGCUGCAGCCUGGGCAUUUCUUGUUUUGGGUGCCGAAAUUCUGUUUAAAAAAAUAGAAACAUUCUUUGAGGAACGUUCACGAGAGGCGGAAAUGAGAAAAUUGGAGAUUCGAAGGAGAAUCGCAUCGACCGUCAGGAAAGUAGCCAUUCUCUCUCAAGAAGUAAUCGACGUUUAAGCAAAAGAAUAACUUUUAAUUAUUGUCGAACUUUGAAUUCUUAAAAAUAUUAUUUGUUAAAGUGUGAUAGUGUAAACCAUUGUAUCGUUGGAAGAGAUAUCGGGGCAAAAUAGGACAUAAUUCAAAAGGAAAGAAAAACUUCUUUAUUUCAUGGAAAAAAGGGUGAGCAACUUUCCCUGAUCAUGUGCACAAAUAAGUAAACGAUUUUGAAUAAAAACAAAUCUUGAUUUUCUCAACGAAAGCAAUUUUGCCCUGAUAUUUUGACCAUGCGAUUGCUGUUUGAAAAAUUCAAUACUUUUGUUAUGAUUAGAUGUGUUCUAGUGCUAAUUAAAUAAUUCAGACUCUCACGCAAUAACGCAUCCGCAAUUUUUA
Messenger RNA from Microplitis mediator, 2108 nucleotides. RefSeq lists its product as uncharacterized. The coding region runs from base 3 to 1736 and encodes 577 amino acids. The transcript is spliced from 2 exons. The record is from RefSeq and is a predicted model, not a curated record. Lineage: Eukaryota; Metazoa; Arthropoda; Insecta; Hymenoptera; Braconidae.